GCAGCCCAGGGAGGGAGCAGGAAGGAGGGGCCCUGGGUCUGGAAGGGAGAGCAGAGCAGGCCUCUCCUCUGACUGAACCUGACAGGGCAGGGCACCUCCCCGUGGCAAGAGCUGCCCACUCUGAAACCAUGAGCACCACCACCGGCAGCCCAGAAGCUGCCUCCAAACCAAGUGCUAAGGCCAUUUAUGAGCAGAGGAAGAGGUACUCCACUAUGGUGAUGGCCGACGUGUCUCAAUAUCUAGUCAACCACCUGGUGACAUUCUGCCUGGGCGAGGAGGAUGGCGUGCACACCGUGGAGGACGCCUCGCGCAAACUGUCUGUCAUGGACAGCCAGGGCCGCGUCUGGGCCCAGGAGAUGCUGCUGCGAAUAUCUCCCGAUCACGUCACUUUGUUGGACCCCGUCUCCAAGGAGGAGCUGGAGUCGUACCCCCUGGGCGCCAUCGUGCGCUGCGACGUGGUGAUGCCGCCGGGCCGGAGCCGCUCGCUGCUGCUGCUGGUGUGCCAGGAGCCAGAGCGUUUGCAGCCCGACGUGCACUUCUUCCAGGGCCUCCGUCUCGGGGCGGAGCUCAUCCACGAGGACAUCCAGGGGGCUCUGCACAGCUACCGCUCUGGCCUUGGGGAUCGCCGGGCAGCGGCGCUCAAGGCCACGCAGGAGGAACUGCUGCGCCGCCCCUCGCCCACCCCGGAGACCCCGCCCUUGCAGCGCCACCCGUCGGUCCGCGCAGCCAUCGGCCCGGCGGAGUCGGCCACGGGCCGAAGGGGACCCCAGACAGAGCCCAUCCCUGAGGCAGACACGGCGCCGAGGCAGGGCGGGGCGGAGACUUCCAGGAGCACUGACCCGGCCUCCCCGGACCUGGGUCCCCAAGGCCAGGACCUGCUCACUCUUCAAGCUGAACGGGACGUGGACAUCCUGAACCACGUGUUCGACGACGUGGAGAGCUUCGUAUCGAAGCUGCAGAAGUCAGCGGAGGCGACCAGAGUGCUGGAGCACCGGGAGCGCGGCCGCAGAGCCCGGCGCCGAGAGGCCGGGGAUGGCCUCCUGACGCUGCGGGCUAAGCCGCCCAGCGAGGCGGAAUACACCGACGUGCUUCAGAAAAUCAAGUACGCCUUCAGCCUGCUGGCGCGGCUGCGCGGCAACAUCGCCAACCCCUCCUCCCCAGAGCUGCUGCACUUCCUCUUCGGACCUCUGCACGUGAUUGUGGAGAUGUCGGGCGGACCCCAGCUGGCGAGCAGCGUGCGGCGGCCGCACCUGACGUCUGAGGCCGUAGCACUACUGAGGGACAAUGUCACCCCAAGUGAAAAUGCGCUCUGGACCUCGCUGGGGGACUCUUGGACCCGCCCGGGGCUGGAGUUGCCCCUGGAGGAGGGAACCCCAUACGUCCCGGAGUUCUACAGCGGCUGGGAGCCCCCCGCCACUGACCCGCAGGGCCGCCCCUGGGAGGACCCAGUGGAGAAGCAGCUGCAGCACGAGAGGCGGCGCAGGCAGCAAAGCGCCCCCCAGAUCGCUGUCAAUGGUCACCAAGAUCCGGAGCCAGAAGCUGAGCCCCAGCCAGAGCCGGAGGCAGCAGGGAAGUGGGUCCUGUGUAAUUAUGACUUCCAGGCCCGCAACAGCAGCGAGCUAUCCGUCAAGCAUCAGGACGUGUUAGAGGUUCUGGAUGACCAGCGCAAGUGGUGGAAGGUUCGGGACCAGCGAGGGCAGGAAGGAUAUGUACCUUAUAAUAUCCUGUCACCUCACCCGGGGCCCCAGGGGGGCCGGAGCCAGAGUCCUGCCCGCACCCUGGAGAAUAGCACUCCCCCUCCUCCACCGGCCCCUGCCCCAGCUGCGGCCCCCGCCCCUGCUCGGCCCCACUGGGACAGCUGUGACAGCCUCAACAACUUGGACCCCAGCGAGAAGGAGAAAUUCUGCCAGAUGGUCAGUGUCAAUGAGGAGCUGCAGGCGCGCCUGGCUCAGGGCCGCUCGGGCCCCAGCCGCACAGCCCUGGGGCCCCGCGCCCCAGAGCCGCAGCUCAGCACACGCUCCAACGCCUCAGAGGUCCGCGCCUGGCUUCAGGCCAAGGGCUUUAGCUCCGGGACGGUAGACGCGCUGGGUGUGCUGACAGGCGCGCAGAUCUUCUCGCUGCAGAAGGUGGAGUUCAAAGCGGUGAGCCCCGAAGAGGGAGCCCGUGUGUACAGCCAAAUCAUGGUGCAGCGUGCGCUGCUGGAGGACAAAGAGAAAGUGUCAGAGCUGCAGGCGGUGAUGGAGAAGCAAAAGAGGAAGGUGGAAGGCGAGAUACAAACAGAGGUCAUUUGACCCUUCCCCGCCCUCCGCUGUAUCCAGACAGCGGGGUUCCCCGUGCCCUGUGGAAGAUCAACGGACUCUGCAGACCCCCCACCAAGGGAAGUGGACUCCCUCUUGAAGGAUCGCGGACCUGGUUUUUCCUCAUUCCAGUGGAUGAAAUGGACCAUUCUUCCUGGAGUCUGAGCAAGCGCUCGCAGCCUGGCAGGGAGCGGGAAGGGGGCAGGGCAGAGAGACAGUGUAGACUAUGCUCACUGGGCACCUCGGCAGAGGGUACGCUCAGGAGCCCUGCAUAUUGUGAUGUGCUGCCCAGUCUAUAAACAGCCUCCUCCUCAGGCCGUGUCAACUGUUGUCCCUUCUCUAUCCAGCUACCGGAAGCUCAGGAACCUGCCCCUCACCCCACCUACAGCUUCAUCUAGGAAACGUCCCCGCCUUCUUUGGUUUCUUUCUCUGAAUCCUCUUCUUACCUGGAGCCCCAACCCAGGCUUCUUCCUGACCUCCAGCCCUCCAGUUCACUCCAGAAGGAUCUUCGGAACACUCAGUAUCCCAGCCCAUCGCUUGCUCACAAUCUUUCUCUGGCUCCCCACUGCCCUCUUAGCCCUACAGCCUGGUAUUUGAGGCCCCAAGUGGUUUAGACCCUACCCACCUCUUCAACCUCAUCUCUUCCUCAUUCUUACAUGCACUCUGGUCCUGCCCUUCUCCAAACAUUCCCCAAACCUCUUCAACCACUGGGGUUUUGCAUCUGCUGGUUCCUGCUGCAGGAACAGCAAUUCUCUCUCUGCCUUGGCGAUCUGGCCUUCCAAAGCCAGAUCAAUGACUCACGCUGGGGAAGGAAGCUGCCCUCAACCCCCAGGUCAGCCUCCCAGCAUCCACUUUCCCACUGCUCCCCGCCUCCUGCCAGCGGUCCAGCCACGGAGAAGUGGCAGCCUCAUGAAGGUGCCACAGGCUUCCUGGCCACUUGAAGAGGUGACAGCUCAAAAGGAAGCGUCCUACCUCCUCGAUCACAGCCAGCUCCUUUUCCUUCCCGCCAGCCAGGUUCAGACUGGACGUUCCUCCAGCUUCGGGCAGACGGCCCACGGCUCCUCCUGUUCCCGACACAAUUCCUGCUGAGGGCUCCCUCGGAGCUCAGCUUCCACCUGUGUCACCAGAUGGCCUGUGGCUGGCCCAGUUCACACCAUUCUUUCCUCCUGGAAACACCCUCUGCCCCCAUGGGUGUCUAACCCUUCAACCUCUUAUCUGGUGCCCCAACCUUCACUUCUAAGAGGAACCAGAGAUGCAAUCAGAUCCAACCACAGUUUUCCCUCCUCAAUAAAUCCUCACCUUGUCAUCA
Messenger RNA from Artibeus jamaicensis (Jamaican fruit-eating bat), 3606 nucleotides. It is a transcript of the gene EPS8L1, whose product is annotated as EPS8 like 1. Lineage: Eukaryota; Metazoa; Chordata; Mammalia; Chiroptera; Phyllostomidae. Gene Ontology annotation, molecular function: actin binding. The transcript is spliced from 20 exons. The record is from RefSeq and is a predicted model, not a curated record. Bases 129 to 2291 code for a protein of 720 amino acids. Gene Ontology annotation, cellular component: vesicle; plasma membrane; ruffle membrane. Gene Ontology annotation, biological process: Rho protein signal transduction; positive regulation of ruffle assembly; regulation of Rho protein signal transduction.